Molecule: messenger RNA, 981 nt
Organism: Aspergillus neoniger CBS 115656
Lineage: Eukaryota; Fungi; Ascomycota; Eurotiomycetes; Eurotiales; Aspergillaceae
Product: aldo/keto reductase family protein
Exons: 8
Coding region: 1-981 (326 amino acids)
Cellular component (GO): cytosol
Molecular function (GO): aldose reductase (NADPH) activity
Source: RefSeq, a predicted model, not a curated record
AUGGCAUUAGGUCGCACCUUCAAGCUCAACACAGGCUACGACAUGCCUGCCGUUGGCCUAGGAACGUGGCAAUCGAAGAAAGACGAAGUCCGCGAUGCCGUCAUCGCAGCCUUGAAAUGCGGCUAUCGGCACAUCGACGCGGCAGCAGUGUACGGCAAUGAACAAGAAGUGGGUGAUGGGAUCAGACAGUCUGGCGUUCCGCGGAAGGGCAUUUUCCUUACCAGCAAGCUAUGGAACACCCACCACCAUCCUGAGAACGUCGAAGAGGCUGUGGAUAUAUCGCUCGCUGAUUUGCAGACUGAUUAUCUUGAUCUGUAUCUUAUCCACUGGCCUGUCGCUUUCAGAUACUCAACAACCACUAUCCAGCCCGUUAAUGAACAAACGGGUCUGAUUGAUGUCGUGGAUGUUCCGAUCAAGGAUACAUGGGCUGCUAUGGAGAAGCUAGUCGAGAAGGGGAAAGUUCGCUCGAUCGGAGUGAGCAACUUUACUCGCGAGAAGAUUGAGGAGUUGUUGAAGACAGCGAAGAUAACCCCCGCAGUCAACCAGAUCGAAGCUCACCCGUUUCUUCAGCAGAAGGAUCUGCUGGAGUGGUCGACGCAGAAGGGAAUCGUAAUAGCAGGCUACUCCCCUUUAGGCAACAACAUCUAUAACAUCCCCCGCGCCGUCGACGACCCCCACGUCAUCGAAACAGCCAAGAAACUAAACAAGACCCCCGCACAAGUCCUAAUCAGCUGGGCCGUGCAGCGCGGAACAGUCGUGCUUCCCAAGUCCGUGACCCCAGAGAGAAUUGAGAGUAACUUCCAAGACUUCAUCCUCCCCGACGACGCAUUCUCGACUAUCCAGUCACUGGAGCGACAUCAGAGAAUGAAUUUCCCGGCUAGAAUUGGAGUGGAUAUCUUCUCGGAGGUAGGUGAGGAGAGUGUGAAGAAGAGUGCGCUUGCUUGGGCGGAGGAGCAGAGGGUAUUGAAGGCGAAGGCUUAG